Maylandia zebra (zebra mbuna) is the source of this 1578-nucleotide messenger RNA. Lineage: Eukaryota; Metazoa; Chordata; Actinopteri; Cichliformes; Cichlidae. The record is from RefSeq and is a predicted model, not a curated record.
UUUUGGGAUAAACUGGACAUCACCAUCAUCAUCCCAGGAGCUGCCACUGUCACCCAACCUGCUGACAUGUAUUCUAACUUCUGCAAGUUAAAACCACUGUCCCCUGAGGAAGCUCUUGAAGAACACCUUGUACUAGAGUCCAUCGCUUGGCCUAAAACUCCACCAUUACCAUCUCCUCUUUCUCUGAACAACACCAGUGAUCCAGCCCAUAGCACCUUCACCAUUCUCCCAAGGAAGAGGGGAGAACAGUGGUACAUAGGUGAUAAACUGGAGGUUAUGAUAAAAAUGUAUGACUUUCAAGGCUAUCCAAAGAAGUCCGGCGGAGAUGUCUUACUAGCCCGGCUGCACAACUUGACUCUUGGUGCAGGUGCUGCAGGGCAUAUAACAGAUUAUCUCAAUGGCACCUACUCUGCUGUAUUCUCUCUACUCUGGGAAGGAAGUGCACAGGUUCAGGUGAUAUUGGUUCAUCCCAGUGAGGCAGUCACAGAGCUGCGCAGGAUGAACAAAGAGGAACCUGACAGGAUCUUCUUCAAGAGCCAGUUCCGCUCAAGCUUGUUCACUAGAACGACCACGUGUAACGUAUGUUUACGUCCAACUGAGCAGCCUGUGUGUAACUACACUGACCUCCAUACAGGUGAGCCAUGGUUCUGCUACAAGCCAACAAAUCUGAGUUGUAAUGCCAGGAUCAGCAACUACAAUGGAGGAUAUAAAAAAAACCUGACAACUAUGGAGAAGCUUUUUCAGAGAGGUGUAAAUAUGAAAGUCUCCAUUCCGGCUUCAGGACCAGCCAGCGUCACCAUUUUGCCAAAACAGAAAGGUCAGUCAGAGGUGAGCAGCAGCAGUGGGGAGUCUAAACCCUCUGGCUAUUACUACCAGGGUGUGUGGCGAGCACUAGAUGGUUCCACAGUUCAACAGUUCAACACUUCCUCAGCCAUCACUCAGUGUCUGAAAGGAAAGGUGGUCCAUAUGUAUGGAGACUCCACAAUGAGGCAGUGGUUUGAGUACCUUAAUGCAUCACUACCAGAUCUAAAGGAGUUUAACCUGCAUAGCCCCAAGUCUAUCGGACCUUUAAUGGCGCUGGACUAUGCAAACAAUAUCUUUGUGACGCACCGCGCCCACGGUCCUCCUCUGCGUACUGUCAAUGUCCCAUCCAUGGAGCUGCAUUAUAUUGCCAAUGAGCUGGACAAUGUGGUUGGAGGUAGUAACACUGUAGUAGUUUUUGGCAUCUGGGCACACUUUGACAAUUUCCCUAUUGAGUUCUACAUCCGUCGACUGAUGUCCAUUCGCAGGGCAGUGGUAAGGCUACUGUCCAGGGCUCCAGGCACUGUGGUUGUCAUUCGGACUGGAAAUCCCAAAUCUUUUACACCCUCUGGUGCAUUUGUCAACAGCGACUGGUACACUUUUCAGCGGCUAAAGGCACUCAGGGCUGUGUUCAAAGGCUUCAAUGUCCAUCUGGUCGAUGCCUGGGAGAUGGUUCUGGCCCACCACCUGCCACACAACAUGCACCCACAACCUCCAAUUAUCAAGAACAUGAUUAAUGUUCUUUUAUCCUACAUAUGUCCUCAAAAGGUUGGAUAG